AUAUUAAAGUUGCCUUUGCUUCAAGAGUUAAUAUGACUUUUUAUAAAUAAAGUGAUUAUUAUUUGAUUGUUCUUCAAAAGACUGCCAUUUUUUCUUUUUCCUUUUUUUUCUUUAUGAAUUCACUUGUAGAUUAUGAAUCGUCUUCAGAUGAGGAACGAACAACAAAUAAGCGUAGACUAGCUGAGGAAGAAAGUGCCGUAGAGCGUAAACUACCUAAGCUAUCUUCCUUUUUCUACAAGGAGGAAAUCAUUAUGGAUUCUCAAGGAAAAAUACGAACCGUACGCCAUAAAGAGAAUAGUUGGGCCACUCAUAUUUAUUGCACAGUUGAUCUGAGCAGUGAAAGACAUCGAUGGAAAGAUAUUCCUUCAGACAUACACGAGAUUGAAGAACAACACAUCAGUCUGAGUCGAUGCGUAUUUCUAAAAGAACAUCAAUUGGAACCGUUCAGUAGAGCAAUUGAGACAUCGCUAAGGAAUAUGUCACGAUUCAAGAUAUCCUUUGCACAGCUCUCUCAAUUGACAAAUGACGAAGCAACACGGUCUUUUCUGACGUUGGAGAUUGGACAAGGAUAUAAUCAGUUAUCUGCUUGUCAAACACGUAUUGAUCGCGUCAUGGAACAGUAUAACUUGCCUGUGUUUUACAAGCCACCUAGAUUCCAUACAAGUAUCGCAUGGGCGCUCAAAGCAUCCACUAUUGAUAAAUACAUCUCGCAGCUUCCUUCUGAUACUCUGGACGACUUGGUCAAUCAUACCUUUUGGAUCACUCGACUUUAUAUCAAGAUGGGAAACAGAGUCCAUACAAUUCAGCUGUCGUGACGUUUUUAUUUUUAAUGCCCUUUUCCCCCCACCCUCUUUAUUUCCCCCCCUUUCUUCACUAGAAUAGAAAUAAAUAAAAAAAUGGACCCCUAUGAUUUCCAUGACCAAGAAGAGGCGAUUGCCGAUGAAGACGAUCUUGAAAGACUCGAAAGGGAACUUGCUCCUUCCUCUGCUGACUACUAUGGUGUGUUGAACAUUUCAAAAAAGGCAACAGAGGAAGAAAUCAAGGAAUCCUACAAGAAACUAUGUCGAUUCUUUCACCCUGAUAAACAUACAGAUGAAGAAAAGAAGAGAAAAGCAGAAUCUCGAUUUCAAGUG
Rhizopus microsporus ATCC 52813 is the source of this 1133-nucleotide messenger RNA. RefSeq lists its product as uncharacterized. Gene Ontology annotation, cellular component: nucleus. The coding region runs from base 114 to 815 and encodes 233 amino acids. Lineage: Eukaryota; Fungi; Mucoromycota; Mucoromycetes; Mucorales; Rhizopodaceae. The record is from RefSeq and is a predicted model, not a curated record. Gene Ontology annotation, biological process: U6 snRNA 3'-end processing. The transcript has 6 exons. Gene Ontology annotation, molecular function: 3'-5'-RNA exonuclease activity.